Melanaphis sacchari is the source of this 1584-nucleotide messenger RNA. RefSeq names its product probable asparagine--tRNA ligase, mitochondrial (gene AsnRS-m). The transcript is spliced from 4 exons. Gene Ontology annotation, molecular function: nucleic acid binding; asparagine-tRNA ligase activity; ATP binding. Gene Ontology annotation, cellular component: mitochondrion. Gene Ontology annotation, biological process: asparaginyl-tRNA aminoacylation. Lineage: Eukaryota; Metazoa; Arthropoda; Insecta; Hemiptera; Aphididae. The coding region runs from base 114 to 1544 and encodes 476 amino acids. The record is from RefSeq and is a predicted model, not a curated record.
CUGAUUAAAAUUAUUAGUACAAAUUUAAUUGCGACCCUUGUUUUAGGAUUAUGUCGUAAACUUGUUUCUAGCAUCAGUAGGUAUUUUAAAAUUGGUUUUGUUGAUAGUAAAUAAUGAACAUGAAAUUAUUAAGUUUACCAUGCAGAUAUACUUUCAGCAGGCAUUUGUACUCCAGUUGUUCAGUAAAAGACGUUUUAAAUACACAAUCUGAAGGUUGUAAAAAAAAGUUAAAGGGUUGGGCAAGAGCAAUGCGUAAAAUGAAAAAUAACAUAUUUGUGGACUUAGAUGAUGGUUCUACACAUCGUCAUCUACAAAUAGUUGUACCUAAAAAUAAGAUUCCAGAUUCUUUGACCUAUGGGUGUUCUUUCGAAGCCGAGGGUGUUUUGGUCAAAAAUCCUAACAAUCAACUUGAAUUGGUAGCUGAAUCUAUUAAUGUUCAUGGGUCUUGUAUUAUCGAAGAUGGUUAUCCAUUUGGCCCUCGAAAAACUUAUCACCCAGAAUAUGUGAGACAACAUUUACAUAUUCGACCACGUACUGCAACCUUUAGUAGUCUUCUUAGAAUCAGAGAUAAAUUGUCUACGGCUGUUAGAAAUAGAUUUUCUGAAGACAAUUUUAUAGAAAUAAAUGCUCCAGUGUUAUCUUCUAAUGAUUGUGAAGGAGCUGGUGAAGUAUUUGCAGUUAAACCAGAUAGUAAUGAUUUAAUUAAAGAAAUGAUUUCAAAAGAUCAGUCUUCUAUGGAAGCUUUUUUUAAUGGACAAACAUAUUUAACAGUAUCUGGACAGUUGCAUUUAGAAUGUAUGGCACGAGCUCUAACUAAUGUAUAUUCAUUAGGGCCAACAUUUAGAGCUGAAAAUUCAAAAUCUAGAUUGCAUUUAUCAGAAUUUUAUAUGAUUGAAGCAGAGCAAGCUUUCAUUGAUAAUAUAGAAGAUCUCUUGAGCUCAAUAGAAAAAACUACAUCUACAGUUGUAAAACAACUAUUGGAACAAUCUGGUGAUGAAAUAGACCAUUACAGAAAAGCCAUUGGUGCUUCUAUAGACAAUGACCCUUUGAACAUGGUGAAUGUUCCUUAUGAAAUAAUUAGUUAUCAAAAAGCGUGUGAUAUACUAGAAAAAGAAAAUUGUUUUAAAAAUGAAAUGAUUCGUGGCAAACCUUUGGCUAAAGAACAUGAAUUGUUUUUAGUGAAAUAUAAUGGUCAGAAACCAAUUUUUGUCAUAGACUGGCCUAAAGAUUUAAAACCAUUUUAUGCUAAAUCUAUACCUAAUAAUGAGUCUUUGGUGUAUGCUGUAGAUCUAUUAUGUCCAAAUGUUGGUGAAUUAUGUGGUGGAAGUGUCCGUGAAGACAAUUAUGAUGUUUUAAAAGAAAAAUUGUCUUCUGUAGGAUUGGAAGACAAACUCAAUUGGUAUUUAGAAUUGAGACAAUUUGGUAAUGUGCCUACUGCUGGUUUUGGUAUCGGUUUUGAACGAUUUCUUCAAGUAUUGUUAGAUGUACAGAAUAUUAAAGAUACUAUUGCAUUUCCUCGAUGGCCACAUAAUUGUAAAAUGUAAUUCUUGAGUUUAAUAAUAAAACUUUUGUUUUUAUUAUUAC